AUGUCAUGUCCUGAAGGAAACGCGACAUGCAAUGGUGGUCACCACCUGCCCAACUUCAAUCAAUCAAUUUUCACAUUCUCCGAUCCACCGGCCGCACGGACGGCGGCCCUGGGCGGCCUCAGGAGCAGAUCAAUGUCAGGAGUAUUUACUAAUCAUACAAAACUCGAGGAACAAAUCAUUCUCAAAUCGUUCGAGUUUCCAGUUAUGGCAUGCAGUCCGCUGGAUGAGAGUGUGGCAUCCGCGGUAUUCGGAGUGACAGAUGGCUCGACACGUACACUUGACCCGAUGAGCUUCUAUCUAGAAGCUCAUAAAGAAGCCAAGUUGUUUCAAGAAUUUCUCACCCAUCAUUCCACGAGAGCGGUUUGGCUUGUCCGGCAGAACAAACAGCUUUUAAACAUACUCCCCAUCUCCUUCCGGUUCUCAUACAAUACCUUCCAGCCAUUCGAACACCGAAGUAACAUGGGUCUGCCAGGAUCUCUCUACCGAAAGGUUAUAGCUCAAGUAAUCCUAUGCCUAGCAAUGUGCUCCUGCUUCCGAUGCGCAUUCCGAUUGUCGACCAUUCAAGAAGAUGCAGAGCCAGAAUUGAUGAAAAUUACGGACGAAACCCCUCGAAUUCUUAUCAAAAGCGACGAAGCAAAGCGGAAUGAGAUAGUCGAUGCGGUACUACAAGCAGCUAAGCAAGGUGAUGGGGUCAUUAUUAAAGUCGAACCAAAUCUUGAACAUUUUGAGUAUCGUUUGGUACCCGGCGUGAUUAGAGAGGUUUUAUUGCGUCUACCUGUCCAGGACCAUCGCGAACUCGAUACUACAGGUGCAUUAAUCGAGGACAUACACGAAUUUAUCUUGGAAAAAGUCCAAACAUCCUUUGCAAUUGAAUGCGCAGUCGCCUUUAGGGAUGGCCUCAAGUUACUCAGUAGAAAACUCCGGCCAACUUCUUCUAAGAUUAGGGGAAGGAUCCAGCCCACGAUUAUAACGAUUAAGCAACAUCUUGCCACGUUAAAAAGAAAGGUUGCAGAUGAGGCUAGAGAAAAGUCCUUCCUCAUGAAUAUGUAA
Messenger RNA from Puccinia triticina, 1050 nucleotides. RefSeq lists its product as uncharacterized. Lineage: Eukaryota; Fungi; Basidiomycota; Pucciniomycetes; Pucciniales; Pucciniaceae. The record is from RefSeq and is a predicted model, not a curated record. The coding region runs from base 1 to 1050 and encodes 349 amino acids. The transcript has 3 exons.